Molecule: messenger RNA, 1326 nt
Organism: Osmerus eperlanus (European smelt)
Lineage: Eukaryota; Metazoa; Chordata; Actinopteri; Osmeriformes; Osmeridae
Product: mucin-5AC-like
Exons: 2
Source: RefSeq, a predicted model, not a curated record
ACCACAGCUGCACCUACAACUACCACAGAGGCUCCAAUAACCACAACAGCCACUCCUACAACUAGCACAGAGGCUCCAACAACAACCACAGCUUCUCCCACUACAACCACAGCUGGCCCUACAACUACCACAGAGGCUCCAACAACAACAACAGCUGCCCCAACAACUACUACAGAGGCUCCAACAACAACAACAUCCGCUCCCACUACAACCCCAGCUGACCCUACAACUACCACAGACGCUCCGACAACAACCACAGCUUCUCCUACUACAAACACAGCUGCCCCUACAACGAGCACAGAGGCUCCAACAACAACCACAGCUUCUCCCACUACAACCACAGCUGGCGCUACAACUACCACAGAGGCUCCAACAACAACAACAACAGCCACUCCUACAACUAGCACAGAGGCUCCAACAACAACCACAGCUUCUCCCACUACAACCCCAGCUGGCCCUACAACUACCACAGAGACUCCAACAACAACAACAGCCACUCCUACAACUACCACAGAGGGUCCAACAACAUCAACAGCCGCUCCAACAACAACAACAGCUUCUCCCACUACAACCACAGCUGCACCUACAAUUACCACAGAAGCUCCAAUAACAACAACCACAGCUUCUCCCACUACAACCGUAGCUGGCACUACAACUACCACAGAGGCUCCAACAACAACAACAGUUGCCUUAACAACUACUACAGAGGCUCCAACAACAACAACAUCCGCUCCCACUACAACCCCAGCUGCCCCUACAACUACCACAGACGCUCCGACAACAACCACAGCUUCUCCCACUACAAACACAGCUGCCCCUACAACGAGCACAGAGGCUCCAACAACAACCACAGCUUCUCCCAAUACAACCACAGCUGGCCCUACAACUACCACAGAGGCUCCAACAACAACAACAACAGCCACUCCUACAACUAGCACAGAGGCUCCAACAACAACCACAGCUUCUCCCACUACAACCCCAGCUGGCCCUACAACUACCACAGAGACUCCAACAACAGCCACUCCUACGACUACCACAGAGGUUCCAACAACGACAAAAGGUGCUCCCACUACAACAUCAGCUGCACCUAUAACCGCAACAGAUGCUCCAACAACAACCACAGCUUCUCCCACUACAACCACAGCUGUCCCUACAACUACCACAGAGGCUCCAACAACAACAACAGCCACACCUACAACUAGCACAGAGGCUCCAACAACAACAACAGCCACUCCUACAACUAGCACAGAGGCUCCAACAACAACAACAGCCACUCCUACAACGAACACAGAGUCUCCAACAACAACCACAGCUUCUCCCACUUCA